Gymnodraco acuticeps is the source of this 3737-nucleotide messenger RNA. Its product is annotated as ATPase family AAA domain-containing protein 3-like. Gene Ontology annotation, cellular component: mitochondrion. The coding region runs from base 291 to 3566 and encodes 1091 amino acids. Gene Ontology annotation, biological process: mitochondrion organization. The transcript has 17 exons. The record is from RefSeq and is a predicted model, not a curated record. NCBI's taxonomy places the organism in Eukaryota, Metazoa, Chordata, Actinopteri, Perciformes, Bathydraconidae. Gene Ontology annotation, molecular function: ATP binding; ATP hydrolysis activity; zinc ion binding.
GGUCCUCGGUGUGCAUUUAGAGAAAUGAGACGUCCUUCAAAAUGGCACGCUGAAAUUCAUUUCCGGGUCACUACCGGAGGACCGAGGAGUCGAGGAGGGAAAAUUUGAGUAUUGAGAAGCCUCUAUGGACAAAACAAACACAGACAGGGGGAAAAGAAGGAGGAAGUACUGCAGAUCCUCACACACAGAGCUCGCACCUGUGAGAAGAAGCACGGGUAGACUACCACCGCCACAGUAGAGGCUCUGAAUCCCGAAAGUGCAGCCUGUUGCUCGGACACAAUUGAAGCACCAUGUCGUGGCUCUUCGGCUGGUGGGGGGGCUCCGGUUCGCCGUCAUUGGAGGAGCAGGUAACGGCUGCUGCAGCUGAAGGAGCCGGGGGAGCACCAGGAGGUUCAGGGGGAGGCAGAGCCGGGGACAAGUGGAGCAACUUCGACCCGACUGGGCUGGAGAGAGCUGCAAAAGCUGCAAGGGAACUCGACAAAUCACGACAUGCCAAAGAAGCGCUUAGUUUGGCUCGUAUGCAGGAGAAGACUGUACAGCUGGAGCAUGAGAGUAAAGUUAAAGAAUAUGAGGCGGCUGUGGAGCAGUUGAAGGGUGAGCAGAUACAUCUCCAGGCCGAGGAGAGACGCAAAACACUGGUAGAGGAGACAAAGCAGAACCAGGCGAGGGCACAAUUUCAAGACAAGCUUGCCAGACAGAGGUACGAUGAACAGCUCAGGCAACAGCAAUUUCUCAACGAGGAGAACCUUCGCAAACAAGAGGAGUCGGUCUUGAAGCAGGAGUCCAUGAGAAAAUCUACCAUUCAACAUGAAAUGGAGCUGAGACACAAGAACGACCUGCUCCGCAUUGAAGCGCAGUCCAAAGCCCAAGCCCAGGUGGAGAGGGAAAACGCAGACAUCAUCAGGGAACAGAUUCGCCUGAAAGCUGCUGAACACAGACAAACUGUCCUUGAAUCUAUAAAGACGGCAGGAGUUGUGUUUGGGGAGGGAUUCAGGGCCUUCAUCUCCGACGGGGACAAAGUCACAGCCACGGUUGCUGGGUUGACUCUGUUGGCAGCAGGAGUGUAUUCGGCCAGGAAUGCCACAGCGGUGGCCGGCCGCUUCAUAGAGUCUCGUCUGGGGAAACCAUCACUGGUCCGAGAGACCUCCAGGAUAACUGUUGUAGAAGGCAUCAAACACCCAAUCACGACAACCAAGCGUCUGAGAAGCAGACCUCAGGAUGCCUUGGAGGGCGUGGUGCUCAGCGCCAAUUUGGAGGAACGAGUAAGGGAUAUUGCCAUCGCCACUCGUAACACCAGGCAGAACAAAGGCUUGUACAGAAACAUCCUGAUGUAUGGCCCCCCUGGAACUGGAAAAACACUCUUUGCCAAGAAACUGGCUCUCCAUUCAGGGAUGGACUAUGCCAUCAUGACAGGUGGGGACGUGGCACCCUUGGGGCGCGAUGGAGUCACUGCCAUGCACAAGGUGUUUGACUGGGCCAGCACCAGCAGGCGAGGCGUCUUGCUCUUCGUGGAUGAAGCCGAUGCGUUCCUGCGUAAGCGAUCCACAGAGAAAAUCAGUGAGGACCUCAGAGCCACCCUGAAUGCAUUCCUCUACCGCACUGGGGAGCAGAGCAACAAGUUCAUGCUGGUGCUUGCUAGUAACCAACCAGAGCAGUUCGACUGGGCCAUUAAUGACCGCAUUGAUGAGAUCGUAAACUUUGCGUUACCUGGUCAAGAAGAGAGGGAAAGAUUGGUGCGCCUGUAUUUCGACAAAUUUGUGCUGGGUCCUGCAACUACAGGAAGACAGAGAUUAAAGUUGACUCAGUUCGACUAUGGCCAGAAGUGUUCAGAAAUUGCAGUGCGAGCAGAAGGCAUGUCUGGCCGUGAAAUCUCCAAACUUGGUGUGGCCUGGCAGGCUGCCGCAUACUCCUCUGAAGAUGGAGUUUUGACCGAAGCAAUGAUUGACUCAAGAGUUGAGGAAGCCGUCAAGCAGCAUGCACAGAAAAUGGACUGGCUGCUUAUGGAAGCAGGUGCGGGUGUUGGCAAGUUCGGUGUAAUUGUCCCUAAGGAAAUGGCUGCAGAAGUCACAGCCCAGGAAGCUGCUUCACUUGCACAAACCCCAACUAUACAACAAGUCCUUCCCCUCAUUAAUGUUGUGGGCAGCGCUGCCCAGGUGGAAGCAGCUGCUCUGCCUAUAGAAUUAGAGGCAGAAGCUAUCCUUAAAGAAGCAUCCACUUUGGUUAAAGAAAGUGAAGCUAUUGCAGUUGAAACCAUUGUUGAAACAGCCUCUGCUGCUCCGUUGGUGCAAGAGGUUGAAGCCAUUAAGGACCUAACUGAGGUUGUUGGCACAGCUGUAGCUACAGACACUGUUGUGCCUGAGGUGAAAGAAGUAGUCGCUGAAGUUAUAGAGGCCGAGAGCAUACCAGCUUCCAGCGCCACAGAGACCGUUGCUGUUAGUAGAGAGACCGAGGCCGUUAGUAGAGAGACCGAGGCCAUUGAAGUAGUCAAGGAGGAAAUAGAUGUUCUAGCACACUCGGAAACAACAGUCACUGCUGUUGCUCAGGAGGAGAAAUUAGAUGCCGUCAUCUCUAAUGUUGUCCAGGAACCAGAGGCUACAGUCGUUGAAGUCCAAGAAACUGAGUCCACUGCCACGAUCAUUGCUGCUGUAGAAUCUGAAGCCAUCAAAGUUGCCGAGGUAGUAGCAACUGAUACAGCAAACGUUGCGGAAGAAAUUGCAAGCGAUGUGGCUCAAGAGGCUGAAGUAAUAGCAACUGAUGUGGCCAGGGUUGCUGAUGCCGUAGCAACCGUCAGUGAGGAGAUUGAGGCAGCAGUCGCCAAGGAGGUCGAAGCUGUAGAAAGUUCGGUUGUCAAGGACUCAAAUGAGGUUUUGGGGGAAACUGUGUCUGAAACUUUAGAGAUUACUAAAGAGGCCCAAGAGGUUGUAACAGAUGUGGUCAAGGAGUCAGAGAGUAUUGCUACAGAGCUUGUUAAGGAGGUCGAACCUUUGAUUGCUGAGACAGCUGCCAAGGAAGCUGAAUUCAUCUCAACAGAAACUGAAGCUAAGGAGCCUCAGACUUCUGCCAUUGGGUCUACCACAGAGGUUCAGACUUUGGCUACAGAGAUUGCUGCCAAGGAGGCCGAGGUCACAUCUGCUGAAGUUUCCCAAGAGGCUGAAGUAACAUCUGCCGAAGUUUCGAAGGAAGCUCAAGUAACAUCUGCAGAGGUUUUCAAGGAAGCAGAAGUCACACCAGAAGAGGUUACCAAGGAAGCCGAAGUCACACCAGAAGAGGUUACCAAGGAAGCCGAAGUCACACCGGCAGAGGUUACCAAGGAAGCUGAAGUCACAACAGAAGAGGUUUCAAAGGAACCCGAAUUCCUGACAACCAAGGACGCAGACACUAUCUCUACAGAUGAUGUGAAACUGCCCGAGACUGCUGAGGUUGGUGCCCAAACAAGUCCAGCCACUGAGAAGUCGGCUGCCUCUCAGACCAGCACUGAAGAAGUAGAAACUGAGAAGCCUCUUUCAAAUGAACAGAGUGGGGACAACAAGGACAAACCCCAAGCCAAGCCUAGUCCAAAGAAAUGAUCACUUGAUGUUGAUGAAAUGUUGUUAACACUAGGUGUGAAAGGCUUUGUAGUCUGUCUGCUAUUCUAUCAAAAAUGUUUAACACAAUUACUGUGAACGCCUUCAAGGUAAUGUUUGUAUUCUGGCCUGUAAGUUUGCAAGAAUCUGAGUAAAAGCAUUUGUGGACCACUA